CCUCCCUUCUUCCGUGCUUGCUGGAGGAGAAGCGCUGAGGCGAUUCAAGCGCACCACGGACGUGAACGCGGUUCGGCUGACGCUCCGAAUAGAAUUAAAAGGGAAAAUUGCACUGAAUACAUUCGUUGAGGACUGCCAGCUCGUCCGCAAUGGGGAACCGGGGUAUGGAGGAUCUGAUCCCCCUGGUGAACCGCAUGCAGGAUGCCUUCUCGGCCAUCGGUCAGAACGCCAACCUGGACCUGCCUCAGAUCGCCGUAGUGGGCGGACAGAGUGCGGGGAAGAGCUCGGUUCUGGAGAACUUCGUGGGCAAGGAUUUUCUUCCACGUGGCUCUGGCAUCGUGACCCGUCGUCCUUUGGUCCUGCAGUUGAUGAACUGUCCCACAGAGUAUGCUGAGUUCCUACACUGCAAGGGAAAAAAGUUUACAGACUUUGACGAGGUUCGUCAGGAGAUUGAGGCUGAGACUGACCGCAUGACUGGUGCCAACAAGGGAAUCUCUCCUGUUCCUAUUAAUCUGAGAGUGUACUCCCCACACGUGCUCAACCUGACGCUGGUGGACCUGCCUGGCAUGACCAAGGUGCCCGUGGGCGACCAGCCUGCUGAUAUUGAGACUCAGAUUCGGGACAUGCUGCUGCAGUUUGUCACCAAGGACAACUGCCUGAUGCUUGCCGUUUCGCCAGCCAACUCAGAUCUGGCCAACUCAGACGCUUUAAAGAUUGCCAAAGAGGUCGACCCACAGGGAAUGAGGACAAUUGGUGUGAUAACCAAACUGGACCUUAUGGACGAAGGGACAGACGCCAAGGACAUCUUGGAGAAUAAGCUGCUUCCACUUAGAAGAGGGUACAUUGGCGUGGUCAACCGGAGCCAAAAGGACAUCGAUGGGAAGAAAGACAUCACUGCCGCCCUGGCUGCUGAGAGGAAGUUUUUCCUAUCUCAUCCCGCCUACAGGCACCUGGCUGAACGCAUGGGUACAGCGUACCUGCAGAAAAUCCUAAACCAGCAACUCACCAACCACAUCAGGGACACGCUGCCAGCUCUGCGGGCUAAGCUACAAAGCCAGCUUCUCUCCAUCGAGAAGGAGGUGGAGGAGUACAAGAACUUCAGGCCUGACGAUCCGUCUCGCAAGACCAAAGCUCUGCUCCAGAUGGUGCAGCAAUUCUCAGUGGACUUUGAGAAAUGCAUCGAGGGUUCUGGGGACCAGAUCGACACAGCCGAAUUGUCUGGCGGCGCCAAGAUCAAUCGCAUAUUCCACGAGCGCUUCCCUUUUGAGCUCGUCAAGAUGGAGUUUGACGAAAAGGAGCUCCGCAAGGAGAUCAGCUACGCCAUCAAGAACAUCCACGGCAUCAGAACUGGCCUCUUCACCCCGGACAUGGCCUUUGAGACCAUUGUGAAAAGGCAGAUUGGGAAGAUUAAAGAGCCUUGCACCAAAUGUGUGGAUAUGGUCAUGUCUGAGCUAGUCAGUACAGUUAGACAGUGUACCAAAAAGCUGGCUCAGUACCCGAUGCUGAGGGAAGAGAUGGAGAGAAUCGUCACUCAGCACAUCAGAGAUCGAGAAAGCCGCACUAAAAAUCAGGUACUCCUUCUGAUCGACAUUGAGUUGUCCUAUAUGAACACCAACCAUGAGGACUUUAUCGGCUUUGCCAAUGCUCAGCAGAGGAUCAACCAAAUGAACAAGAAGAAGGCAGCUGGAAAUCAGGAUGAGAUCAUGCCGGAGAGAGGAGUUAACGAUCGGUUCAAGGUGAUCCGAAAGGGCUGGCUGACCAUCAACAACAUUGGCAUCAUGAAGGGUGGAGCCAAGGAGUACUGGUUUGUCCUCACCGCGGAGUCGCUGUCCUGGUACAAGGAUGAUGAGGAGAAGGAGAAGAAGUAUAUGCUGCAGGUAGACAACUUGCGGCUUAGGGAUGUCGAAAAAGGCUUCAUGUCCAGCAAGCACAUUUUUGCCCUCUUCAACACAGAGCAAAGAAACGUGUACAAAGACUACCGUCAGCUGGAGUUGGCCUGCGAGAGUCAGGAAGAUGUUGACGCGUGGAAGGCCUCCUUCCUGCGAGCCGGCGUGUACCCAGAACGCGUCACGGAGAAGGAAGGAAAGAGCGACACAGGUGACGAAAACGGCUCUGAUGGUUUCAUGAACAGCAUGGACCCCCAGCUGGAGCGUCAGGUGGAGACCAUCCGCAAUCUGGUGGACUCCUACAUGGCCAUUGUCAAUAAAACAGUUCGCGACCUGAUGCCCAAGACCAUCAUGCACCUCAUGAUUAAUAACUGUAAAGAGUUCAUAAACGCCGAGCUACUGGCCCAGUUGUACUCGUGUGCUGACCAAAACACGCUAAUGGAAGAGUCUCAGGAACAAGCGCAGCACCGCGACGAAAUGCUGCGGAUGUACUAUGCCCUACGAGAGGCGCUCAAUAUCAUCGGUGACAUCAGCACCACCACCGUCAGCACGGCCAUGCCACCGCCUGUGGAUGACUCGUGGCUGCAGGUCCAGCGGGGCGGUUCCGGUGGAAGGUCUCCCGCCACCAGUCCCACUCCAAAUCGCAGGGCGCCCCCAGCUCGCCCGGUUUCUCGUGGGCCUCCCCCUGCUGGGGGACCCCCAGUACCAUCCCGUCCUGGGGCUUCUCCAGACCCUUACAGUGGGCCGCCACCUAAUGUGCCCUCCAGGCCCAACCGCGCACCUCCAAGCGUUCCCAGGGGGAUGUGAAGACACCGAGAUAUGGGCAUACAGAAGUCGGAGACCCCCACCUUCUCCGACCCACUAGACCUCCGAGCUCCUCCUCCCUUCCCUUCGUGCAUCCCUCUUCGUCGGGCAACGGCGCCACCUUCCUGUCCUGUGCGGUGCCAGCUCCAUCCUGCUCCUACCUCCCCCUCAAAUAGCGCCACCUGUCCACCGUACAGACACACCACACCUCUGUCAGCACACUUUUUGUUGCACCAGCGCUACUGUCUUGCGCAUGUGCAACUCCUCGGCCAUCUUGAAUUGCAAACUACGCUAAAUAGCAGUACAAAAUACACCUUUGUUGCCUACAGAUGGCAUGCGCAAUAAUAUAAAAUAAAAACAAGGAAACAUGUUUUGUGAUUGUCUUGUUGAGUAGAAUGGAAAAUGGCGCUUUUCCACCUUUAAAGGCCCUCAAAGUGCUUUACACUACAUCGCCGUUACAUACUGGUGACGCAGCACCAGGCGCAACAUAGGGUUCAGUAUCUUGCUCAAGGAUACUUAGACGAGUUCAUCAGGGUCGAGAAUCGAACUUGUGAAACAGUGUGAAUUGGUGAAAGGAUGGGGGGAAAAAAAAGUAAAAUUAUAUGUGCAGAAUUUUGCUUUGAAAAUCUCCGCAAUUAUAAGUUCGACACAGUACUUGAGUACAUUUGAUCAUGUCCAUAUCUUUUUUUAAGAGUCAAAUGUCUAUCCCAGAGCAUGUCCCAUCCUGUAGCCAACUGGAUUUAUUUUGCAUAAGUGUAGCUGAAGUAGUUUGGAAUUCAAGAUGGCCGACAGGUUACGUAUGCGCACGAGUAGCGCUGGCGCAACAAAAAGCGUACUGACAACCUCAACUUACCUGCUGCAUGGCCCUGAACGACACACACAAAAAAAAACCUCACUGUAUCAUACUGUGUAUGCCACUUAAAGAAGUCGUACACAUAUAACCACAAUUUAACCACUGUAUUGUAAAAUAAAAAGAACUCACCUGAGAUGAAAGUUCCAGAAAAACACAUCCUGCAUGAUACACUAUAAACCAUAGAUGCCAUUUAUGAAAUGUGUUUUGGUUGCAAAAUAGCCAAUAAAUGCAUUUUUAGCACAAGUAGAUUUACUACUAGCCAUAUACAGUAUUGGCCCGAAUAUAUGAAGGCCCUGAUUAUAGGACGACCCCCUCUUUUUCAAGACACAAGUUUGAAAAAAAGACUUUUUAAACACCAAAUUAAUUUUCAUACAGAAAAUAAUUACAGUACAUCUGAAACAAAUGAUUAUAACAAUGUAUUUGAGAGAAAAAGCAUGUUAUUUUGCCUUAUUCAAAUCUUAAUAUCUGAACAUUUAAAUAUGUAAACUAAAGUGCAAUCACAUUCGUAAAUGAAUGGCUUCUGGUUUUUGAAAAGUAAAUAAACCAAUCUAUUGUGAUAGAACAACAAAAUUGCAAUAACUGCAUUAACCAUUAAAGUGAAGUCAAACUGUAGUCUUGAAAAAAAUCUGAAUAAGGAAAAACAGUGCAAUAAAAUAAUGCAAACUGUUUAAACUUGAGAGUAGCUGAGAUCUCUCAUGACAGAACAUCGCUUCAAUGAUAUCUGGCGCCAUCUAGCGUCGUGAAUGGGUACAAUGUCUAGUCCGCGAAUAUAAGACCACCCCCACUUUUCCAGUCUUAUUUCAAUGCAAAAAACACCGUCUUAUAUUUGGGCCAAUACGGUACUACAUUAUAUGGCUACACGUUAAUUAUGCUAGCCACGUUUAGACAGAAAUGGUCUGAAGCAAAAACGCAAAAGUGGCAUUUUGAUGUUACUUGAUUCCUGCGUGUAACCCUUCUGCUCCUGUUCUGGAGUAUGGGAGACAGUCUAGGACAGCGGUAUCCAACUCCGGUUCUCGAGAGCACCUAUCCAGCUUGUUUUCCAUGUUACCUCCUCCAACACACCUGACUCAAAUAAUGAGGAUGGUUAUCAGGCUCCUGCAGAGCUUGCUAAUGAGCUGAUCAUUUGACUCAGGUGUGUUAAAGAAGGGAGACAUGGAAAACAAGCUGGAUAGGUGCUCUCGAGGACGGGAGUUGGAUACCCCUGGUCUAGGACAACGCCACCAAAACUCAUUUUUGCGUUUUCAACCAUUUAGACGGCAACGACUGGGUGGAACGUCGAGAUUACCACUUUGGAAGGAGUUCUCAGCGUUUUUGCGGUUUCAGUCCCCAAAAACGCAGUUUCUGUCUAAAUGAAAUGGACAGCCGGGGAAGUUUUUUGCGUUUUUUCCCCCCCGUUACGGUUGUCAUGUAAAUAGGGUUGCCGACAGUCCCGUAUUGCGCGGCAUAUCCUGGAAUCUAGGAAGCUCUGAUUGAUACCGCCGGCGGUACCUAUCAGAACUUCCUAAAUUCCGGUUUGUCCCUCCCAAUCCGGGACUGUUGGCAACUCUACGCGUAAACAACUCCUUAUAUUAUUAUUACCGUCAUUUUUAGACUAUAAGACACGACUAUUUUCUCCCAUUCUGAAGCCUGGCGUAUAUAGUCCAGCGCGGCUCAUAGAAGCUAACUCGAGAAAUUACAUUACUUUCCCUCUGAACAUAUGCCAAAAGAGAAAACCCAAAGAAAAAGCAAAACACCGAGUUUCCCCUGUAGAAGUGUCGCGAGGUCCAUUAUUGUAACAUCUCCCUUGCAUGACGUCUUAUAUGGUUGUCUCAUACGCUCUUUCUUCCUGAACAGCAGGCUCACAAAGGGGGGCCAGAAGACACCCACUUGAUUUUGUUCUUAUUUUCCAUCACUUCAUCACUGCACAGAAGCUAUGCAAUACAGAAAUUCCUCCAACCCCUCACAUACUUUAACUCAUUGGCUGCCAUUGACAACUAGUGUUGCGCAAAUACCGUUUUUUUUUUUCCCUAUUUUUGGCUCCCGAUACAGAUUCUGCUACUCAAAAAUAACCUAUCAUGGCUUGGUCAGACACUGCUUACCAACCUAUUUGCCUACCUUGUAUGGGUGAUAAAUGAAUGGACUCCAAAAUCUUGUUUUUUUUCUUAAUGUUUGCUCAAUUUGCUCAGUUAGCUAAGCUCAUGUGCUAAUCACUUAUGCUAGCAGAGAACAUGGGGUUCACUAGCCUAGUUUCUCUUCUUUUGAAAAAGCUAACAUUUUUAUAAAUGCUCAUGGUAUUGGUAUGGUUGGUAUUCAUAAAACAAAUCCUAGCUGGUAAUACCGUGUGACAUGUACAUUUAUCCAUACAUCAGAAAUAUGACUGCUAAAUGAGCACAAUAAAACUUAACAGAAAUAUCCAUUGGCUCUGACCCUCCCAGUUCAGAUUGAUUGGACAUCUACUCAAGUUAAAAUGUUAAAAUAACAAUUAAAAAAAAAAUCUUUAAAUUAGUUUAAGAGCCACGUGAUUGGAUGUCUAGUAUAUCGUCAAUGGCACUGAAAGAGUUAAAAUCACCUCUUUUUUUUAAAUCCUUGAAUGAAACUGUUACCUUAUCAAGGCGGGAUAUGAAUAAAAAGUGCAAUACUGUAGCAUGUUUCUGUGCCCGUACCCCCCACAUGGAACCUCGUUCUCAUAUUUUCGAAUUAUGUGAAUUAAAAAAUUAACAAUCUGCCCUUGUUUUUCUGCUUUUUCUUUGUCAGUGGUCACGGGGGUGAGUGAGACGAUGCGUUCAAUGUACACCUUUCUGCUGUUUAAUCUCUGUGCCGUGUUGUAUUUUUGGGAGUCCUUCAAACCGAAAUAUCAAUCAAUCAAGAAAUGUGAGGGAAAAUAACCUUACAAAUAGUUAAUCAUUUACGACGGAGCAUAUCUUUGCUGUUGUUCUGUACAGACUAUGUGUUGUGCAUUUUACUGUUUAAAGUAGGGUGUCCCCCCCCCCGCCCCGAAUAUAUGUGACCCGUUUGCCAUUUUGGCCCGGGGACCCCGAGUCUGGACAACUUUAAAAACCAAGGAAAUAAAUGAAUUUAAUCUGUUUAACGUGAUCAUUGAUGUAAACGGAUUUUGGUGGGAUGUUGAAUACUGUGGUGUAGAAGAGAGAUGUUGUUGUUGUUGUUGUUUCCUCCCUCAAUCCAGGGCAAUGUACUGUGACUGUUACUGUGGAUGCAACCAUGACCGCACCCUGCAGAACUGCUGUGACAUUGUUCAUGUAUAGAAAUAAACUGCAGCGUACUGACAGAAGGUUUGUUGUCCUUUUUCAGUCUUUAUUGUACAAGGUAGACAUUUUCUAACCGGCUCAAGGCCUGUCAAGUCACCACUCAUGACGUAGCUUUUGUUGGUGUGUACACUAUCAUUUUUGAGCUAUUCUCCAGUUAGUCUUAGAUGGUUCACAAUGAAAUCUGAUAGAUAUAUUCUAAGGAU
Messenger RNA from Corythoichthys intestinalis (scribbled pipefish), 6991 nucleotides. It is a transcript of the gene dnm1a, whose product is annotated as dynamin 1a. Gene Ontology annotation, cellular component: cytoplasm; microtubule; membrane. The record is from RefSeq and is a predicted model, not a curated record. Gene Ontology annotation, molecular function: GTP binding; GTPase activity; microtubule binding. Gene Ontology annotation, biological process: synaptic vesicle endocytosis; receptor internalization. Bases 150 to 2693 code for a protein of 847 amino acids. The transcript has 24 exons. Lineage: Eukaryota; Metazoa; Chordata; Actinopteri; Syngnathiformes; Syngnathidae.